Salvelinus namaycush (lake trout) is the source of this 1079-nucleotide messenger RNA. RefSeq names its product protein FraH-like. Gene Ontology annotation, biological process: inner mitochondrial membrane organization. The record is from RefSeq and is a predicted model, not a curated record. The transcript has 6 exons. NCBI's taxonomy places the organism in Eukaryota, Metazoa, Chordata, Actinopteri, Salmoniformes, Salmonidae. The annotation marks the transcript as partial. Gene Ontology annotation, cellular component: MICOS complex; mitochondrion.
GCAUGCUACGGAAGUGUGUCCGUGUGUGCGGCCCUGUAGCUCCCUGUCCCCGGUGUACGACUUGAACAUUUUGGCUAAAAACAGGUGGAUGACAACAAUUUCCAUUGCGUGCAGUUAGGUAUCACUUUCGCUGAUUGUAGUCAGAGAUGGGAGCGAACAAUAGCACGCGCCGCGUCUCCUUUGAGUCGGAUGAAAAUGACAACAUCACAGUUGUGAAGGGCAUAAGGCUCUCUGAGAAUGUCAUCAACCGAAUGAGGGAGCCCAUAGCUCCCCUUCUUCCCCCCUCCCUUCCACAGGUCCCACCCCCUGUUGCGGCUCCCUCCCCCCUCCUCAUUCCAGUGCCUCCCCUCAGACCCCCCUUCGAUCCCAUCACCUCGCUUCCACCCAUAGAACCCAUCGCACUACCACCUCAACCUCCUGCACCUGUCACUGAAGUAGUGGCCCCUCCUCCACUUCCACCCCCCAUGGAACAGGUAGCAGCUCCAACCAUCAUUGACAUGGUGAUCCCGCCUCCUACCCUAGCUGCUUUAAAGCCUGUGGCGUCCCCUCAACCACCUGCAUCUGUUGAGCAGCCCCCAGUGGAAGCUUUUGCUCCUCCUCCUGCCCCAGAACCAGUGGAAGUUGUUGGCCCCCCUCUUCCUCCUCCCACCCUAGAGCCAGAACCAGUGGCUGCAGCAGCACAUGCAGUUGAUGAAGAGGAGCUGAGGAAGAAGAUCACAGAGGAUCUGCAGAAAGGCCUGUUGAAGGAGAGGGUGAAGGCUGAGCAGGAGCUGCAAGCAUGGCUGGAGGAGGAGAAGGUCCAUGCUGCAUCCUUUGCUGAGGCUGAGGCCCAGGCCAGUGUGAAGGAGGAGGUGGGUCGUAUCCUGGAGCUGGAGAGAGCCACGACCCAUAAUACCCUGACGCAGGCUGUCAUGAGGGAGAAGGUCAGCGCUGAGGACGAGAGGCUACGCACCCAGCUUUAUGCCAAGCAGCUGGAGCUCAGAGACCAGGAACUGAAGAAACAGGAUGCCUUCUACAGGGAACAGGUUGCCAGGCUGGAGGACAGGGUAAGGGAACACUAUCACCCAGCAUACUACUUA